Molecule: messenger RNA, 975 nt
Organism: Penicillium vulpinum
Lineage: Eukaryota; Fungi; Ascomycota; Eurotiomycetes; Eurotiales; Aspergillaceae
Exons: 5
Coding region: 1-975 (324 amino acids)
Cellular component (GO): intracellular anatomical structure
Molecular function (GO): oxidoreductase activity, acting on NAD(P)H, oxygen as acceptor
Source: RefSeq, a predicted model, not a curated record
AUGAUCAGAAGACAUCUUGCACUGCGAGUCGUCGAAGCGCUUCCUCGCCAAGUGUUAUUGCCCACUGGCGGAAAGUUCAGUGCUCCUGGCUACAUCUUGUCAAAGUAUGCACCGCUCGCAAGACAUGCAUUCAGCACCAGCUCUUACCGGCUGUCAAAUGUUUUGAAAACUGCAAGGGAACUGAUAGACUCCAAGUUGUCACUUGGUGGUAAGGUUACCGUGGUAACUGUGUUGACCUUUUCCUGGGAAGGGGGAUCGCGAGGUAUUGGCUUAGCCUUAGCCAAAACAGCAGCGGCACUAGGCAGCGAUGUCGCUAUUUUAGAUGUUCAUGAACCAGAGACGAGUGUUUCCCAGCUGGAAACGGACUAUGGUUCUCGUUUUAUCUUUCAGCGAAUGGAUGUUACCUCGAAGAUUGCUAUGGAACUUGCUUUUGAUAAAGUAGUUGAGGACUUGGGCAAGGUCGAUAAUUGUAUAACAUGCGCUGGGAUUGCUCUUGACAAACCCUUUCUCGAACACUCAUGGGAAGAGUCCCGUCGUGUUCUUGACAUCAAUGUCCUGGGGUCAUUUUUCUCGGCACAGCUAGCUGCCAAGCAAAUGGUCAAGCAAGGCAACGGCGGAUCUAUUGUUAUGGUUGCUUCCAUCGCUGCGCAUUGUGCUAUACCAGCUCAGCGAGUUUCAAUCUACGGUGCCUCAAAGGGGGCCAUCAAGGUUUUGGGGAAGACACUUGCGGUCGAAAUGGCCCCAUUCAACAUUCGUGUAAACACCAUUUCCCCAGGGUUCAUCGAAACGAAAAUGUCCGCACAAUUCGCGGAUAUCCAGGACGUGUUUAGAACAACACCUCCAAUGGGACGCAUUGGACAGCCCGAGGAUUUGGCACUUGCCGUAGCUUAUUUGUUAGGAGAAGGCGCUUCGUAUACAACAGGUACGGAUAUCGCUGUCACUGGAGGAUUGCACAAUGGGCGCAUUGAGGUUUAA